AUGACGGUUCCCACCGAGACCUUGUCCCCUCCUUCGGGGAAGAAGUCCCUCAUUCUCAAUGCCUUUGUAGAGAUGUGGAAAUACUUCAACGUGCCGGGACCGCAUCUGUGCCAGCCCAGUCCCCAGCGUACCCCGGUCAUAUUGCAGGCCGGAACCUCCAAAGCCGGAAAGACGUUUGCCGCUCAGCACGCGGAGGCGAUCUUUGUCGCCGGACAUAGUCCGGCGGUGGUAGCCAAGAGCAUUGCCGAGAUUCGCACCCUGGCACAGGAGCAGUUCGAGCGCGAUCCCCAAAGUAUCAAGUUCCUGGCGCUGCUGUGUCCCCUGCUGGGCCGGACAGAGGAGGAGGCUCGGGAGAAAUUCCAGUCCUACCGCCGUCUAGGGUCGAUUGAUGGGGCAUUGGCGUUGUUUGGCGGCUGGACGGGCAUCGAUCUGGAUACUUAUGGCGAUGAGGAGGAGCUGCGCCAUGUGGAAAGUAAUGCCAUUCGAUCCGCCGUCCAAGGCUGGUCCAAGGCUACCCCCGAAGUGGCCACAUGGACCAAGUCGACCGUCGGACAGCACAUCACCGUGGGAGGACUAGGUGCCACACCGGUCGGUACAGCCGAGCAGGUGGCAGAUGAGAUGGACCAUUGGGUCAGAGAGGCCGACGUGGAUGGGUUCAACCUGGGGAACAUAUCGGGAGAAUCUGUAUGGGAAGCCCGGGCAGAAGGGGCCACCGGACGAUCAUCCGGCUUCGAAAUAUCGCUGGCGUGCGGGCGUUGA
Aspergillus clavatus NRRL 1 is the source of this 759-nucleotide messenger RNA. RefSeq lists its product as uncharacterized. The transcript is spliced from 4 exons. Gene Ontology annotation, molecular function: oxidoreductase activity, acting on paired donors, with incorporation or reduction of molecular oxygen. The record is from RefSeq and is a predicted model, not a curated record. Bases 1 to 759 code for a protein of 252 amino acids. NCBI's taxonomy places the organism in Eukaryota, Fungi, Ascomycota, Eurotiomycetes, Eurotiales, Aspergillaceae.